Messenger RNA from Alternaria alternata, 1190 nucleotides. RefSeq lists its product as hypothetical. The coding region runs from base 261 to 1127 and encodes 288 amino acids. The transcript has a single exon. Lineage: Eukaryota; Fungi; Ascomycota; Dothideomycetes; Pleosporales; Pleosporaceae. The record is from RefSeq and is a predicted model, not a curated record.
UUGCGCAUGUUAACAUGAAGACAAAGCAUCACGUAUAGUAGAGGAGCGUAUCGGGUGUGGUGAAGAAACGUUCGUGGGUUUGGGUGGUUGGUAACUCCAGGGUCCUCGCUCCCAAACGCCGAGUAAAUUGGAAACAGCGACCCGACCGCGACCCGACUGCCUCGCACCACCACUAAUCACCAACACCCAUACGCCUGCAUAAAGGCCUUGAACACUCACACCGGUCGCCAAAACAUACGAUUUGGGACAACGACAUAACUAUGUCGUCCUAUCUUAAUAAUCUCCUCACAAAUACAACAUCGCGCUACAACAACCUCCGACGGCAGAUCCUAUCCGACGAAGCAGACGGCGAUACAGAAGACGACUCGCAUCUUUCCAGAGUUCUUCGCGCGUAUUACACGGAGAAAGGAAGACCGUUUCCACAAUGGCUUCCACCGGACCCAAAGGCGCCGCAGCCUGCGCCCGCCCAGUUUGCAUCUUCUCAGUUCGCGUCUUCUAGACAGCAGGCACAGGCACAGCCAGCGGGCAGAGGAGGAGGACUGAGCGAUCUAUGGGACAACCCUGCGCCGCAACAACCACCGCAAGAGCCUCAGUCACUUCGACGAGGAGCAGGAGGACGGGGUGGAGCAGCGCGCCCACUACAAAGUCGGCCCAUGGGCAAUUCGUUGACACCAGAGCCUCAAAUACAAGGGAGGCCACUACCCAGUCAGAGAGCAGGGAGCUAUCAAAGCUCGUUGGGAGGGCGUCCACAGACAGAAGCCUCACCACCACCAAGUGCAGGGGCAGGAUCAGGUACAUCGGCACAGGAAAGGCUCAAGGCCAGGUUAUGGGGACGAUCACAUAGUCCUGCCCCACGUGGCCUGUCUUCAGAGUCCGCCAACUCACAGUCGGCACAGGGUGGACGCCCAUCCUAUCCUGACGAUCGAAGCAACAGCUAUGGAAGCACUGGCAGUGCUGGUGGGAGACAGCAGGGCUCCUUUGGCGGCAUGUCUUCGAAUUCUCCAUGGAGCGGGAACGACGACCCUUACGCGCCACAGAAUGGAGGAUACGGCGGUGGCGCACCUCCACCGCAACGCGGGCCACAAGGUGGACGUAUGGGCCUGCCGAGCGGACCGCGCAUGCGUUGAUCAUGUUCUUAUUGCAUUCAGCACGGCGCAACGGAGUUGUGUCUUGGUCGUUACUGGGUAGGC